UGGAGGAGGAAGGGAUUGAGUAAAAUCGCGAUCAGUCAAAAUGGGGAAAUACCUAAAGCAGUGGCGAGGAGUCUGAUCGUCUGCCUUACUGCCUGCGUCCUUGCCUUGCGCUGGAAACAGCAGAGGAAGAUGUGUGUUUUUAUGCUUGUGCAAAGCCGGUCUGUCUAACUACUGAACUGAAUACUGUCUAACUAUGUGCUGAAGUUGGAGAUCCUGACAAAAUGGGAGUACUUGUGUUCUCUGUGACUUGCAGUUUACUUCUAACUCUGGUGCGAGGGCACAGUUUAUUCACAUGUGAGCCGAUUACUAUUUCCAGAUGUUCAGGAAUGCCUUACAAUAUGACUUUUUUCCCAAACAUCAUGGGACACUAUGAUCAGGACACGGCUGCUCUCCAGAUGGAGCCUUUUCUUACGCUUAUGAAUCUUCACUGUUCACCAGACGUCCACACAUUUCUGUGCAAAGCCUUUGUCCCUGCCUGCCUGGAGCAAGUUCACGUGAUUCACCCUUGUCGAAGCCUCUGUCAGAAAGUGUAUUCUGACUGUAAGCAGCUGAUGGACACUUUUGGAAUCACAUGGCCUGAAGAGCUGGAAUGUGCCAGACUAGUCAAUUGUGAUGAGACUGUUCCUGCCACUGCUGCUGUAACCACAAACGUACAUGGAACUCAGAAGACCUCAGGCCAGACCCGAAGGGAUUAUGGAUUCUGGUGUCCACGACACCUACACACUACCAAUGGACAAGGCUACAAGUUUCUAGGAAUUGAUCAGUGUGCGCCCCCAUGUCCCAAUAUGUACUUCAAAAAUUAUGAAUUGGAUGUUGCAAAAAGCUUCAUUGGAAUAGUUUCAAUCUUUUGUCUUUGUGCUACGCUUUUCACAUUCCUGACUUUUCUGAUUGAUGUUAAAAGGUUUAGGUACCCAGAGAGGCCGAUCAUAUAUUACUCUGUCUGUUACAGCAUAGUUUCUCUCAUGUACUUUAUUGGAUUUUUACUUGGGAACAGAACUGCCUGUAACGAGGCAGAUGAUAAGUUAGAAAUUGGUGAAACAGUUGUUCUUGGCUCCCAAAACAAAGCCUGUACUGUCCUUUUCAUGGUUUUGUAUUUUUUCACUAUGGCAGGAACUAUAUGGUGGGUGAUUCUUACAAUCACUUGGUUCCUUGCAGCGGGAAGAAAAUGGAGCUGUGAAGCUAUUGCACAAAAGGCCAUGUGGUUCCACGCAGUUGCGUGGGGAAUACCUGGUUUUCUAACCAUUAUGCUUCUUGCAAUGAACAAAGUUGAAGGGGACAAUAUCAGUGGAGUUUGUUUUGUGGGUCUCUACGAUCUGGAUGCUUCUCUGUACUUCGUGCUUUUGCCGUUGUGCCUUUGUGUUUUUUUCGGUCUCUCUCUUCUUUUAGCUGGUAUUAUUUCUUUAAAUCAUGUGCGGCAAGUCAUACAGCAUGAUGGCAGAAACCAGGAGAAGCUAAAGAAAUUUAUGAUCCGAAUUGGAGUUUUUAGUGGUUUGUACUUGGUGCCACUUGUAGCACUUCUUGGAUGUUAUGUCUAUGAACUGGUGAACCGGAAAAUCUGGGAAACGACUUGGGUAUUUGACCACUGUGACCAGUACCAUAUUCCUUGUCCUUAUCAGGCAAAGGCACUAGCAAGACCAGAAAUAUUUUUGUUUCUGAUGAAAUAUUUGCUGACAUUAAUUGUUGGCAUAUCUCCAGUCUUCUGGGUGGGAAGUAAAAAGACCUGUUCUGAAUGGGCCAAUUUCUUCAACAGAAACCGCAAAAGAGAUCCAAUCAGUGAGAGUCGAAGAGUGCUGCAAGAAUCAUGCGAAUUUUUCUUGAGGCACAAUUCCAAAGUUAAACAUAAAAAGAAGCACUAUAAAUCAACUUCACACAGAUUGAAAGUCAUUUCGAAGUCAAUGGGGACUAGUACGGGUGGCACAACAAAUCAUGGAACUUCUGCAGUAGCAAUCACUAAUCAUGAUUACUUAAGCCAAGAAACUGUUGCAGAAAUUAAAACCUCUCCAGAGACAUCUGAGAAAGAGAUAGAGGCAGACGGAACAUCAGCCGGAAGAGUCGAGGAGGGUGACAACAGUGGAGAUCAAAUGUUAUCUAGUUCUAAACUGACCGUGGAUCAGGUGGAAAAAAGAAACAAAGCAGAUAGCACAUGUGAUAUGAGUAGCUUGGCUGAGAGCGUGAAGAGAGUAGGUGAAGGAAGAAUAACUCCUAAAAAUGAUUUUAUUGAAUCUCCUCCAUUACAAAGCAGCUGUUCCCAAACGCCUGAUGUCUCACAGUCAGCUUCCGUAUCACUACUCGUCUACUCGGCUUCAGACACCAGAAGAGAGUUGGAUUCAGGAAACAGUUCAAACCUUUGAAAGACUGACAUUUUGUAUGAACAUUUUCAAUCCAUAAAACUGAUAUGGAUUCUGUGUUACACUGGAAAUAACGGAUAUUCUGUGCCUUAUUAAAAAACACACAUACCUUGCUUUGCACUUAAAAAAUGUAAGUUUUGUUGUGGGGACAGCUAGCAAUAAUGUACUAUAUUUAAUCCUAUCCAGGAAUAAUGGAAAUUGAAGUUCUGUAGGACGCAGCUGGAUUGACUAGCAGUAAUUUAAGAAAAAGAUGAGAGAAACAAAUAUUAUUCCCAAUAUAAAGAACACUUUGUAAUGAAUUGCAUUAAAAUAAUGCUUAGAAAGCACUGUUACUUUUCAAGGCAUAAAAGUUCCAUCUGCAUCUUUGAUAUUUUUCAAAACUUGUUAAUUUUUUUCUCUUUUUUGCUGUGUCUUAAACAGCAGUAUCACUUAAAUAAGGGAUACACAAAUUUAUAAAUACUCUCUAAGUUAUGUGUCACGAUGUAUCAAUUAUAGCACUGCUUCAUGGUAGCUUGUACACUGAAUAUGAAAGGGAAUCUGGAAUUAUAGUGAUUUAUUUUGUACAUAAAAAUGAAUUUUGUAAAUAACUGACUGCAUGAGGUCAAUGUUUAGAACUACUGUUUUGUAUGUAUUGUACAAACUUGGUAAAGUUAACAUGCUUCCAUUAGGCUGUUACUAAAGUCAACAGUCCUGUGGUGAUCAGACAAUGUUACUUCGUUCUGAGUAAAGCAGGUUGUACCUUAUAUAUAACAUGCACCAUACACUGUGCAUUUGGGGCGAGACUGGUCAGACAUCUGUGCAUCCUGUUACAGGGAUAACGCGUUAGGUGCAGCACUGCUUCAGAAAAAUGCUGCUUGGAGCCCCUCCUGCUGUGGUGUUCCAGUGCAUCGUGCCAAAGAAGAAAACACUUCAGAUCCCUGGUGGCACGGGGGACGGAAUCUGAAGUAUACACUUCUGGGGUUUUUUACUGACCUGCAGCAAAAGUGUAUGUUUCACGUUGUUUCUAUGCAAGUAACUUAAUUUUUUAAAAUUCUGUAGAGAAAUAUCUUGCAGAAAAUAAACUGUUGAGUUAUUAAUAUACAGGUUUGUUUAACAAUAUAUUUACUUAAAAGAACACCUUAAUACCUUUUCUACAAAGCUUAAUUUUCUAUAUGCUACAGCAAUAUAUUUUCUUUAAAUCAAAAAGGCCUUAAUACAUGUAGCGUUUCUUAUGAUAGGGUGGUUCUCAAGAGCAAGUACUACUGAUGUGGAUAAGAAUUUCAUUGUUUGGCUCUUAAGAAAUCCUGGCUCCAGUGAAGUCGAUGCGAUUUAUUACUUGAGAUAAUUUGGAGCCAGGAUUUCACUGUUUUCUAAACCUAAAUGUUAAUGCGUUUUGUAAGACUGUUCAGCAUCUUGCAUUUGAUUACUGAUAAGAAUAUUUAUCAAUAUUUUGACAUUAUGCAGAGAAAUUACUGUGUUCCAAUUUGGGCAGCAUUCAUGGUGAUGCUUUGAACAAUCAAGCAAAAUUGCAUGAUACAAAGUUCAUGUAAAUGCUGAAUCAACAGGAACUACAGUUCUGAUAAACCAAAGUUAUUUGUUUUAUUCAUCGUGUAUUAAAAAUAGAGUGUAUUUACCUUUAUAUUACAGCAUCUGCAUUCUAGCAUUUGUAAUUUAUUGUCUUAAAUAGGACAUGCUAUUUCUUUUAUAAUUUCCCUAUUAAAAAUAUACAGAAUUCUUGUUGCUGAGAAGGGCAGUGAGAAAGAUCUGAAAAAUCUCCUGUGAAAAUGCACAUUAAGUACCCUUCAUUCUUGUAGUCAUGUUUGUAAACGGGUAACUUUAUAUACAUGUUCAGUAGUUCUGUUGUUAUGUCUUUGUUAGUAAUAAAAUACUGUUGUAUAGUAA
This is a messenger RNA of Gymnogyps californianus (California condor), 4229 nucleotides long. RefSeq names its product frizzled class receptor 6 (gene FZD6). The transcript has 6 exons. Lineage: Eukaryota; Metazoa; Chordata; Aves; Accipitriformes; Cathartidae. The record is from RefSeq and is a predicted model, not a curated record. Gene Ontology annotation, molecular function: Wnt-protein binding; Wnt receptor activity. Gene Ontology annotation, cellular component: plasma membrane. Gene Ontology annotation, biological process: canonical Wnt signaling pathway; non-canonical Wnt signaling pathway. Bases 222 to 2351 code for a protein of 709 amino acids.